UGAAAAACACAAUCUUGUUUUUCAAAAACGAAAGUACUGAUUCACAAGAGAGAUCCAUGACUCGAGAGUCAUAGAGGAAGAAGAGGAGGUAGAGGAUGAUGAUAGACUUGAGCGCAUUCUCGGAGGAGAAAUUCGAUGCGAAGAAAUGGAUCAACACGGCGUGCCAAAAUCGUCACCCGCAGGAGACUCUGGAGAAGCAGUUGGUGGAUCUGGAGAUGAAACUUCAGAUGAUGUCGGAGGAGAUCGCCGCCUCCCUCGAGGAGCAGAGCGCUGCCGCCCUCCUCCGCGUCCCCCGCGCCACCCGCGAUGUCAUCCGCCUCCGCGACGACGCCGUUUCGCUUCGCCACUCCGUCUCCUCCAUUCUCCUCAAGCUCAAGAAGGCAGAGGGAUCCUCAGCAGAAUCUAUAGCUGCCCUUGCUAAAGUUGAUAUUGUCAAGCAGAGAAUGGAAGCUGCCUAUGAGACAUUACAGGAUGCUGCUGGGCUAACUCAAUUAAGCUCUACUGUGGAGGAUGUCUUUGCUAGUGGUGAUCUUCCUAAGGCUGCAGAAACCUUGGCCAACAUGAGGCACUGCUUGUCUGCUGUUGGGGAGGUUGCUGAAUUUGCUAACAUUAGGAAACAACUCGAAGUUUUGGAGGAUAGGCUUGAUUCAAUGGUUCAGCCUCGUCUCACAGACGCUUUAUCUAAUCGCAAGGUUGAGGUUGCUCAAGAUUUGCAGGGAAUUCUCAUUCGGAUCGGAAGGUUUAAGUCUCUAGAAGCACAUUAUACAAAAGUUCACCUAAAGCCCAUAAGGCAACUUUGGGAAGAUUUUGACUCCAAACAGCAAACUAAUAAACUUGCAAAUGAGAAGAAUGAAGUAGAAAGGCUAUUGAGUAGCAGUGACUUCCAAUCUAUUUUGCCCACAAUUUCAUUCUCCAGUUGGUUGCCAAGUUUCUAUGAUGAAUUGCUGCUCUAUCUUGAACAAGAAUGGAAAUGGUGUAUGAUCGCUUUUCCUGAUGAUUAUAAAACUCUUGUCCCAAAGCUACUAAUUGAGACAAUAGCAACUAUUGGUUCAAAUUUUGUCUCUCGGAUCAAUCUUGCAACUGGGGAUGUUGUUGCUGAAACCAAGGCAUUGGCUAAAGGCAUACUAGAUAUCUUGUCUGGGGAUAUGCAAAAAGGUAUCAAAAUCCAGAGCAAGCAUCUUGAGGCACUGAUUGAGUUACACAAUAUGACGGGAACAUUUGCAAGGAAUGUACAGCAUCUGUUUUCAGAAUCCAAUCUUCCGGUGUUAUUGGAUACACUGAAGGCAGUGUACCUUCCUUAUGAAUCAUUUAAGCAGAGGUAUGGACAGAUGGAACGUGUCAUACUUUCUUCUGAAAUUGCUGGUGUAGAUCUAAGAGGAGCCGUUGUGCGUGGUGUGGGAGCCCAGGGUAUUGAACUCAGUGAAACAGUUAGAAGGAUGGAGGAGUCUAUUCCCCAAGUCAUUCUGUUCCUUGAUGAGGCUGUCGAGAGGUGCAUCAGUUUUACUGGUGGUUCUGAGAUAGAUGAACUAAUUCUAGCACUAGAUGACAUAAUGUUACAGUACAUCUCUACCCUGCAAGAGACCCUCAAAUCAUUAAGAGCUGUAUGUGGAGUAGAUACUGGUGAUGGUGGUGGUACAAAGAAGGAAAUGGUAUCGGACAGAAAAGAAGGAACUCAUAAUGCACGCAAAGUAGACUUGAUGUCAAAUGAGGAAGAGUGGUCUAUUGUCCAAGGUGCAUUGCAGAUCCUCACAGUUGCAGAUUGUUUAACAAGCAGAUCCGCAGUCUUUGAAGCUUCCUUGAAGGCCACUCUUGCUAGACUGAGCACAAGUUUGUCCCUUUCAGUGUUUGGUUCAAAUUUGGACCAAAAUCAGUCACAUGUAGCCAGUGAUGAUGGGAAUGGGGAAUCGUCUAUGAUUGGAAGGGCUGCCUUGGAUGUGGCAUCUGUGCGGCUGGUUGAUGUUCCAGAGAAGGCUCGGAGACUCUUUAACCUUUUAGAUCAGUCUAAAGACCCACGGUUUCAUGCACUUCCACUUGCAUCUCAGAGGGUUGCAGCAUUUGCAGACACAGUGAAUGAACUUGUUUAUGAUGUCCUCAUAUCCAAAGUAAGGCAGCGCCUCAGUGAUGUAUCCCGUUUGCCCAUCUGGUCUGCUGUAGAGGAACCAAGCGCUUUUCCUCUUCCAAGUUUCAGUGCAUACCCUCAGGCCUAUGUGACCAGUGUUGGUGAAUAUCUUCUUACUUUGCCUCAACAGUUGGAGCCACUUGCUGAGGGCAUUUCUAGCAGUGACCCCAAUGCUGAUGAAGCUCAGUUCUUUGCAACUGAAUGGAUGUUCAAGGUUGCUGAGGGUGCUACUGCUCUUUACAUGGAGCAAUUGCGGGGGAUUCAAUACAUAACAGAUCGUGGAGCACAGCAGCUAUCAGCUGACAUCGAGUAUUUGAGUAAUGUGCUUUCUGCUUUAUCAAUGCCGAUCCCUCCAAUCCUGGCCACAUUCCACUCAUGCCUUUCAACUCCAAGAGAUCAGCUGAAGGAUUUUGUAAAAUCAGAUGCAGGAAAUCAGCUUGAUCUUCCAACAGCCAACCUUGUAUGUAAGAUCCGGCGUGUAAGUUUAGAAUAGUGCCUUUUUCUAGAGGAAAUUUUAUUGCUGAAAAUAGAGGGUAAUUUUUCCCAUCAUACCAUCUCGAUGGGCAGCCAUUGUCGUAAAAUCAGCCUGUGUUUUAUAUAUGCAUGUUGCCUAUCUCACCUGCAUUAAGUUUUGGAAAAGUAUAAUGUUUCUGAAAUUACCGGGCAAAGGGGUUGGGCAAGUGGUAGUUGAAAUGCCUCCACUGUUCAUUUGUAGAAUGUAGUCAUAUUCAAGUGCUUCAUCUCCUGUCCUCCACACCCUAUGACAGAAAAUUAAGCAAACAUGACAUUGUAUUAAUUUUUAAUACAUCAUUUCCUCAUUGUUUUAUA
This is a messenger RNA of Vitis riparia (riverbank grape), 2947 nucleotides long. RefSeq names its product conserved oligomeric Golgi complex subunit 7. Gene Ontology annotation, biological process: retrograde vesicle-mediated transport, Golgi to endoplasmic reticulum; intracellular protein transport; Golgi organization. Gene Ontology annotation, cellular component: COG complex. The coding region runs from base 96 to 2612 and encodes 838 amino acids. NCBI's taxonomy places the organism in Eukaryota, Viridiplantae, Streptophyta, Magnoliopsida, Vitales, Vitaceae. The transcript is spliced from 10 exons. The record is from RefSeq and is a predicted model, not a curated record.